Molecule: messenger RNA, 2305 nt
Organism: Chionomys nivalis (European snow vole)
Lineage: Eukaryota; Metazoa; Chordata; Mammalia; Rodentia; Cricetidae
Gene: Il18r1
Product: interleukin 18 receptor 1
Exons: 11
Coding region: 78-1688 (536 amino acids)
Biological process (GO): interleukin-18-mediated signaling pathway; positive regulation of type II interferon production
Molecular function (GO): interleukin-18 receptor activity; interleukin-18 binding
Source: RefSeq, a predicted model, not a curated record
GUGAAGGAGAGACCACCGUCCCGCCUACCUGUGAAAGACCUCUCUGAAGAAACACCAGUUGCUGUGGAAACCCAACCAUGCAUUGUGGAGAACUGUUUUUGCUGCUCUGUGUUUUCGCUGUUAGAAGUGCCUCAAGAAAUUGCAUCAAACGCACGCAAAUUCACACGCUAGAAGGAGAGCCUUUUUAUCUGAAGCACUGCGGCAUAGCUUCAUCUGUGCACAAGAACGAAACAGCCGCCAUAAGAUGGUUCCGAGUCCAUGCUUCCCAUGAAUAUGUAGAGCUGAACACUGAAAGUUCACCCAGAAUUACUUUGCAAAGUCACUAUUUGGAGUUCUGGCCAGUGGAGCUGGAAGACAAUGGAACAUACUUUUCCCAAGUGGGAAAUGAUCGUCAAAAUUGGAGCCUAACUGUCAUUAAAAGAAAUGAACACAGCUGCUUUUCUGAAGAACUUGUGAUAAACAAAAACGUGGAAGUCAAGAAAUCUUUGCGUAUACAAUGUGAAAAUCCUAACUACGAUGAACUGAUCAACGACACUUCAUUGUAUAAGAACUGUAAGGAAAUAGUCAAUCACCCAGUGAUCAAGGAUGCUGAGUUUGAAGAUGAGGGUUAUUACUCUUGCGUGCUUUCUGUCCACCAUAAUGGGAAACAGUACAACAUCACCAAGACCUUCAAUAUAACCGUAAUCGAAGGGAACAGCAAAAUCACUCCAGCUAUUUUGGGACAAAAGUUUGACACUGUUGAAGUAGAUCUAGGAGAAGAGGUGGAACUUAACUGCACCGCUUUACUGAAUAAAAAUGACCUGUUUUAUUGGAGCAUCAGGAAAGAAGACCGGUCAAACCCUAAUGUGCAUGAAGACACGAACAUGACCACCUGGACUUCUGAGGGCAAACUGCAUGCCUUUAAAAAACUUAGAAUUCGGAAUGUUGCUGAAACGAAUCUCAACGUUUUAUACAAUUGCACGGUGACCAACGAGGAAGCCACAGACACAAAAAGCUUCAUGUUGGUGAGAAAAGAAAUGGCUGAUAUCCCGGGCCAUGUCUUUAUGAGAGGAAUCAUCGUGGCAGUGUUCAUCUCUGUGGCAGUAGUGUGUGUGGUGAUUUUGUGUGUCAUUUAUAAAGUUGACUUGGUUCUGUUCUAUAGACGCUUGGCGGAAAGAGAUGAGACAUUAACAGAUGGCAAAACAUACGAUGCCUUUGUGUCUUAUCUGAAAGAGUGUCAGCCUGAGAAUGGAGAAGAACACACUUUCGCUGUGGAGACGCUACCUGGGGUCCUGGAGAAGCAAUUUGGGUAUAAGCUGUGCAUAUUUGAAAGAGAUGUGGUACCUGGUGGAGCUGUUGUUGAUGAGAUCCAGUCACUGAUAGAGAAGAGCCGGAGGCUAAUCAUCGUCCUCAGCAAAAGUUACCUGGCCAAUGAAACCAGGCUUGAACUGGAGAGCGGACUCCACGAAGCACUAGUGGAGAGGAAGAUUAAGAUAAUCUUAAUCGAAUUUACUCCAGCCGGCAGCUUCACAUUUCUGCCCCCGUCCCUGAAGCUCCUGAAGCCCUGCAGGGUUCUGAAAUGGCAGGCUGACAAAUCCCUUCCUUACAACUCGAGGUUCUGGAAGAAUCUUCUUUACCUGAUGCCUGCAAAGGCCAUCAAGCCGUGGAUAGAUGAAUCCGAAGCUUUGCCCGUUCUUUCAACACCUUGAUCUUCAGCAAGGCUCCGUGUCAGAAGGAACAGAAAAGCCCUGCUGGAGGCUGUGCGUGUGCCUAAUCACAGCAGGGGCUGUCGUUCAAAAUACCAAAUUCUGUGAUCAUCCCCUUCCACUCCCAGUUAGAAGACAAGAUUUGUCAUUGGGUUGUCAUAGAGGAAACAGAGCCGGAACUCCUAGGAGACCUUGGGACUCACAAGAAAUCAGUCUGUUAUUCUUUCUUUCCCUUAGAGCAGUGGUUCUCAACCUGUGGGUUCGGAACCCUUUAGCAAACCUCUAUGUUCAAAUAUGUUUACAUUAUGAUUCGUAACAGUGGCAAAACGAGAGUUACGAAGUAGCAUCGAAAAUAAUGAUAUGGUUGGAAGUCACCACAAGAUGAGGAACUGCAUUAAAGGGUUGCAGCUUUGGGAAGGUUGAGAACCACGGCCCUAGAGUUAUCUGUACUCUAACCCCCACAUUCGGCAAGGGGGUGACGAGACACACAAACUGACUGAUGCCCCACAACAAGUUUUUAUUACCUCUAAGGGGUACUUAGUUCUCCACCAGGCUUGGGAGGUGGAAGGAGUAGGUGGAAGAGCUGUGUGUGGCGCAGGGAAACAAGGUGAGGGAAGGCC